CCUCGCUCUCUACGGCGUGCGUGCGAUAGACACGAGACAAAACACUAGCUAGCAAGCUAGCUCGAGCUCUCAGGCAGAGAUCGACCGUCGACUCGAGCGCGAUGGACACGGCGGCGCAGGCGGGGAGGAGGGGUUCGUCGGAGGUGAGGGCGGAGGGGCUGAUGCGGGGCGCGUGCGCGGCGCUGGCGACGGCGUCGGCGCUGCUCAUGGGGCUGGACACGCAGACGGAGACGGUGCUGCUCAUCAGGAAGAAGGCCACCGUCAAGGACGUCCACGCCCUCUGGGUGCUGACGGCGGCGGUCGGCGCGGCGGCGGGGUACCACCUGCUGCACCUGCUCCGGUGCCUCUACCUCGGCCGCUUCGCCCACAACCCCUGCCGCAACAGCAGGGCCUUGGCCUGGGCUUUCCUCCUCCUCGACAAGGGGUGCGCGUACGUGACGUUCGCGGCGACGGUGGCGGCGGCGCAGGCGUGCCUGAUCGCGCUGGACGGCGCGCAGGCGCUGCAGUGGAACAAGGUCUGCAACAUCUUCACCCGCUUCUGCCAGCAGGUCGCCGGGAGCCUCGUCUGCGGCGGGCUCGCCGCCGCCGGCACCGCCCUGCUCUCCGCGCUCUCCGCCCGCAACCUCUUCCGCCUCUACCCGUCGCUCUCCCGCCCGCGCCCGCACCCGCACCGCUCCUCCUCCACAAAGUAGGCGGCCCGGCCCAUCAACCCCAGCAGUAACCACACCGCGGUGGGCUCCCGAUGGAUGAUAGCUAGCUAGUGCUGUUGGGCCGCAACAGAGGCAUUCGGCCCGGCUACGCCCAAGCGACUACUUCUUCUUGGGCUUCUCUUCUGUUUCGUUAUGUUGCUACUAGUGUGAGAAUACUGCUCUGAAAAAAAAAACUAGUGUGAGAAGACGUGACCAUGUGUACUGCAGUAGCGUAUUUGCCGCAGAAAAUACUUAUCAGUGUGUUUGUAUGUAUGUAUGUAUGUAUUCUCUGUGUAUUAUUCCUAGACCGUGUAACCUCCUCCAGCACCUUAUGAGCCUUCGUGGGACCAGUAUUACUCAUAUCAGUCGAUCCCAAAAUAAAGUCAAGCAAUUAUUCACUAAUUA
This is a messenger RNA of Triticum aestivum (bread wheat), 1094 nucleotides long. Its product is annotated as CASP-like protein 2C3. Bases 102 to 692 code for a protein of 196 amino acids. NCBI's taxonomy places the organism in Eukaryota, Viridiplantae, Streptophyta, Magnoliopsida, Poales, Poaceae. The transcript has 3 exons. The record is from RefSeq and is a predicted model, not a curated record.